This is a messenger RNA of Rattus norvegicus (Norway rat), 16968 nucleotides long. It is a transcript of the gene Mga, whose product is annotated as MAX dimerization protein MGA. Gene Ontology annotation, biological process: regulation of DNA-templated transcription; positive regulation of DNA-templated transcription. The record is from RefSeq and is a predicted model, not a curated record. Gene Ontology annotation, molecular function: DNA-binding transcription factor activity; protein dimerization activity; DNA binding. Lineage: Eukaryota; Metazoa; Chordata; Mammalia; Rodentia; Muridae. Gene Ontology annotation, cellular component: transcription regulator complex; nucleus; MLL1 complex.
ACAAUAAACUUUUAUUUGUAGUCCAUAAAAAAGAAAGAAAAGAAAAGAAGGUCAUAACAUAGAAAUGACUGGCUUAUUACAGAGGCACAAUUUCGGCACUUGGGAGGCAGAGGCAGGACGCUCACAAAUUGAAGGCCAGACUGGACUAAAUAGUGAGAUGGUUUUAAAAAAAAAACAAAUAACACAAACAAACAAGCAAACAAAAAAAAUGGGGCUGGCAAGAUGGCUCAGCGAGUGCCUACUACCAAGCCUGAUCCUUGAUCCCCCAGACCCACAGGAUGGAAGGAGAGACCAACUUCCAAAGAUCUGACUGUACAUCUGUGGCCUAUGCCAUGGCAAUCAUGCUGACACACUAACUACACACAUGCAUAUAUACAUGUAAUAAAAAGUAAAACUAAAAGCCAUUAAAUGUAACCCUACCCAAAAUAAAAUAUCCCCAUCCCAAGUUCCAGUGAGUGACUUUUCCUUCUUCGGGCUUGUUUGCAUUACUUCAGACAGUUGUUUCUUGAUACUCUCUUGUGCUCCUCCUCCUCCCACCGUCCUCCCCUGCUUCUCUCCCCUUUGCAGUUCUAUGGAUCCAAAGUCUCACACAUAAGCAGUCUAUGGAUGAGCUGUGUCCCUGGCUCCUGGCCAUUCCUUCCUUAGCAGUGCUAAGGGUUAAACCAGGGGUUUUUAGGAAGGCUAGCCACAUGCUCUACCACAUGGCUACAUACCUCAGUUUCCCGAGACUUCUUGAUAUGUAGUCCUGACUGGCCUCAAACCCUUGUUCUUCCUGCCUCAGCCCUUUUAAACCUGGGAUUCCAAGUGUGUCAACAACACCACACCAAGAUUCCUUCUAAGUUUGUGUCACAAUGUUGACACAGACAAUCAGCACCUUUCUUUACCAGAAUAUUUGAUUUUUGCUCUCUAGCAUGCUCUCCUGCUUUUGUGCCACAGAAUGUGUUCUGUGCUAGACAGACAAGUGCAAAUCUGAGCACUUAUCCCAAGUUGUAUCUUGCUCACACUGUAUACUCAUUGAGGGCUGACUGGGGUAAUCUGCUUUGUGUCAUCCUCAUGAAACACAAAGUUGAUGGAGCAUUGCGCGCAUAGCUGUGGCUGAGGGGAAGACAGAAUGGUUGAACUCUGUACUAGUAGUUAAAGCUUUUUUUCCAGAAGCGAUUCAGGAAGUUCCCAUUCCUGGUUUAUUGGUAAAAGGUCAUGUAGACACUCCCCACUCCGAAAGCACUAGGAUGAAGCAGUAUAUCUUAUUCUUUGAGGCUGUGAUAAGUACAUUAUUUGAGAAUAGCAUGACAAUUAUUUUCAACGUUCAGGAAGCUGAGAAAGGAGAAGUGCCAAGAAUUUGUGUCAGUCUGGGCUUGAUACCAGACCAUUCCCUAUCUCAAAACACAAAUCCAAAACACAAACAACACUCCCCAAAACAGAACAUCAAACAACAAAGAAACUUUUAAGUUUUUCAACUACUAGUAGUUGGGUGUGGCGUCACAUGCUUUAAGCUCAGCACUGGGAGGCAGAAGCAGACGGCUCUCUGUGUGUCUGAGGCCAGCUUGGUCUACUUAAUGAGUUCUAGGACAUCCAGAAGUACAUAAUAUAAUCCUGUUUCAAACAAAUAAAUAAACAAAGAUUAAUAAAAUAAAUGAGGAAGAAGGAGAAGGAAGAAGAGGAGGAGGAAGAGGAGGAGGAGGAAGAGAAGGAAGAGGAGGAGGAAGAGGAGGAGGAGGAGGAGGAGGAGGAGGAGGAGGAGGCAGCUAGAAGUAAUGGAACUGUAUGCUUCCCAACAGAUGGGCGGUAUCACCAAGAAAUCUCAAGUGAUCUACAGUAUAAAAACUGUUAAUGUUCUUAGCCAGAUGUGGUGGUGCACUCUUUUAGUCUCAGCACUUGGAAGGCAGAAGUAGGCAGAUAUCUGAGUUCAAGAUCAACCUAGUCUACAAAGAAAUUCCAGAACAAUCUAGGCUACACAAAGAAACUCUGUCUUGGAAACAAUUGAACAAACAAGACAUCUGUUAGUGUUUCUCUAGCACUGUCUAGAGAACAACAGGGAAGUGGAAAAAAAUUUAAGAAUAUGUUGUACUAGGCUAGGUGUGGCAUACUUUCAAUAUCAGUACUGGGGAGGUAGAGGCAGGCAGAGUUCUGUGAGUUCAAGGCCAACAGGAAGUUCAUCAUGUAUUCUAGGAUAGCCAGAACUACAAGGAGAGACCCUGUCUCAAAAUAAAACAUCGAGAAAAAGAAAAGAAAUAUUGUAUUGGCAAGAUAGGGUAUUGUAUACCUUUAAUCCCAGCCUUCUAGAGGUAGAUGCAGACAGAUCUCUGUGAGUUUCCCCUCAGCCUAGUUGCCAUGUUUAGAGCACUUGUUACUCUUGCAGAGUUUCCAGGGCUCACAUGGAGGAUCACAACCUCCGUCUGUAACUCCCGUUCCAGGUUUGAAAUCCCGUUUGGCCUCUCUGUGGGCACUAGGUGCACAUGUGGUACACAUGCAUGCAUGUAGGCAAAACACUCAUACAUAUUUUUUGUUUUUUCUAUUUUGGUUUUUCAAGACAGGGUUUCUCUGAAACAGCCCUUGGCUGUCCUGAAACUUGCUCUGUAGAUCAUUCUGGCUUCAAAUUCUGAGAUCUGCCUGUCUCUUCCUUUGAAUGUUGGGAUUAAAGGCAUGUGCUACCAUGCCUGGUCUAAAAACAGACAGAAUCUUAAAAACAAACACAGACUAUGCUAUGCUGGAAGAGAACAGGGCUGUAGUUCAAACAUAACCUCACCAAUAAUUACUAUGUCACUUAGGAUAUUCUGUAACAAUGAACUAUGACAGGUAUUGGGUUUUUUUUUCUCAAAAUAAUGACAAUACAAAUACUAGGUAAGAGUGUCUCUAGUUUUUUGCUAAAGGAACUAGAUAUAAAGAAAGUUCCAGGCUAGAGGGAUGGCUCAGAAGUUAAGAACACCCACUGUUCUUUCAGAGGUCUUGAGUUCAAAUCCCAGCAACCACAUGGUGGCUCACAACCAUCUGUAAUGGGAUCUGAUGCCCUCUUCUGGUGUGUCCAAAGACAGCUACAGUAGACUCAUAUACAUAAAAUAAAUCUUUAAAAAGAAGUUCUAAACUACCUUCAUAGUCCUAGCCCAGGAAGGGAAUCACAAGCUGUCCACAUCUAUCAGAUUUUUAAGAUAUUUUAUUUCCAUUUUAUGUGCAUUGGUUUUUGCCUGCCUGCCUGCCUAUGUGAAUGUGUCAGAUCUUGGAGUUACAAGCACUUGCAAACUGUCAUGUGGGUAUUGGGAUAACCUGGGUCCUCUGGAAGAUCAGUCAGUGCCCUCAACCACUGAGCCAUCUCUCCAACCCACAUCUAUCAGAUUUUAAGGCUUUCUAUUACAGCCCAUAGGUUCUGUUUUUGAGAUAAGGUGUCACAUAUAUAUCCUUAAGUGGUCUCAAACUGGUUGCAGCUAAGGAUGAUAGAGGAUUUCUGACUUUCCUGCUUCUGCCCCCUGAGUGCUGGGCUUACAGAUGUGUCCCACUGUACAUGGCUUAUCUGGGGUGCAGAGGACUCAACUUAAGGCUUUGUGCAUGCUACGUAAACCACUCUACCAAAUGAACUCGUGCUGCACAGUAGAUCUUAAACCCACUUCAUCAAUUUGCCUAGAUUAUAUAUUAAAAUAUAUUAUCCCUGAUUCCCAAGGAACACCGAGGGAUGAUAAUAUAAGUACAGUAGCUUUCUGUCCCAGUUGUUGCUAGGAUUAACUGUAAAUUUCAAGUUUAACAAAUAUCAUAUUGUACAUUUUAUUUAAUGCUUUAAUUAAUUUUGUAAUAUUUAAUUAGAAAGAUAAAGUAUCUUGCACCCAGGAGCUUGCCCUGUUCUUUAGAUUUUGGCCUUUAACACUUAUUAACAUACAUGUAUUAACUAACUUUCAGUCUAUAAAUAUGAGCUUGUAUCAGAGGAGGACUAGUCAAAAUUUUCAAGUGGAUCAGCCUUUCAGACCUAUAACAUUUUUGUCAUCAUCAAGCUGGCAAGUAUAGCUCUAACCUAACUGUGUGAAUAAUUUUGUGCAGGGACUUCAUUGUGGGUGGAACACUAGUUUUGGCUCAGUGGUAAAUUUGUAAUGUGUUAUAAAACCAACUAGUUGUAAUGUAAGCCCACCUUUUCUUAGUGUUAUUUGUAGUUCCAGUGUCUUAUACAUGGGCAUAGCAAUGUCCCUAAGCUAGGGACAUUCAUCUUGAAAGUAAAAAAAAAAAAAAGAAACAACAACAACAACAAAACCAAAACCACAAAACCAAACAACUCUACUCCUAUUUCCCCAACAAUAAACAUAUUGUGAAAGGUUGGCUAUUCUUAGAGUAAUUCUACGAAUUACAACCAUUCUUAAGUGGAGAUUGUGGUAAACAGUGUUCAAGUUAUCGUUCUAGUCCAAUGACCCCGAAAGGCUGGUGGUUCUUGCUAUUUCUCUACAAUAUCCACAGUCAGCAGGCACCGCUCCACGAAGGAAGGCUUAACGGUUUUCCCGAAAACACACAGAUCAAACAAGUAGGGGAGGAGGGACUGAAAGUGCUGGUGUACUGUCACAGUCUGGUAAUUACCCAAACCGUCUCGUCCUGGGGCCGGCUUUCAAAGGGACACCAAUGCAAAGCCAGAGAGGUGACAGCCAGGAAAACGGGAGAGGUGGCUUUCCCGGCAUGCUCUGCAGCACACUGAGGGGCGCCAGACGCAUCCCGGCGUGCAACGGGGAGCGCCCAAGGGCGAUGGUUCACGGCUCCUGGAGGGGCAGGCGAAGUUAUGCCGGAUGAAAAAGCAUUUGUAAUUAUGUAUUGACUACAGUUUUCUUACUACUGAAUUUCUCACUGGAAUCAUGGAAGAGAAACAACAAAUCAUAUUGGCCAAUCAAGAUGGAGGGACAGUGACAGGAGCAGCACCUACCUUCUUUGUCAUUCUGAAACAGCCAGGAAAUGGCAAAACUGAUCAAGGAAUUUUGGUUACUAAUCGAGAUGCCCGUGCUCUGUUGAGUCGGGAGUCAUCACCAGGAAAAUCUAAAGAGAAAAUUUGCCUUCCGGCUGAUUGUACUGUGGGAAAAAUCACUGUUACCCUUGAUAACAAUAGUAUGUGGAAUGAGUUCCAUAAUCGAAGCACAGAAAUGAUUCUGACCAAACAGGGAAGACGUAUGUUUCCUUAUUGUCGAUAUUGGAUAACAGGCUUAGAUUCAAAUUUAAAGUAUAUCCUUGUAAUGGACAUAUCUCCCGUGGAUAGUCAUCGGUAUAAGUGGAAUGGUCGUUGGUGGGAACCCAGUGGGAAGGCUGAACCCCAUAUUUUGGGGAGAGUUUUCAUUCAUCCAGAAUCUCCUUCCACAGGUCAUUAUUGGAUGCAUCAACCAGUAUCUUUCUAUAAACUCAAACUUACCAACAAUACACUGGACCAGGAAGGACAUAUUAUCUUGCACUCUAUGCAUCGUUACCUGCCAAGGCUUCAUUUGGUGCCUGCAGAAAAGGCUACAGAAGUGAUACAGUUAAAUGGCCCUGGUGUUCAUACUUUUACUUUCCCCCAGACUGAAUUCUUUGCAGUAACAGCUUAUCAGAAUAUUCAGAUUACCCAGUUGAAAAUAGAUUACAAUCCAUUUGCCAAAGGCUUUCGGGAUGAUGGGUUGAGCAGUAAGCCUCAGAGAGAUGGAAAACAAAGGAAUAGCUCUGAUCAAGAAGGGAAUAGUGUUUCUAGUUCUCCUGGUCAUCGUGUUCGUCUUACAGAAGGUGAGGGGUCAGAGAUACAUUCAGGUGAUUUUGAUCCUGUGUUAAGGGGUCAUGAAACAUCAAGCCUAGGUUUAGAGAAGGCUCCCAAUAAUGUAAAACAAGACUUUCUUGGAUUCAUGAAUACUGAUUCUACACAUGAAGUUCCUCAGUUGAAACGUGAGAUUUCUGAAAGUCAUGUGAGCAGUUUUGAAGAAAAUUCCCAGAUUUCCUCACCAUUAAACCCGAAUGGAAACUUUAAUGUUGUCAUUAAAGAGGAGCCUCUAGAUGAUUAUGACUAUGAACUUGGUGAAUGCCCAGAAGGGAUUACGGUGAAACAAGAAGAGACAGAUGAGGAAACAGAUGUAUACUCAAACAGCGAUGACGACCCUAUACUAGAGAAACAACUAAAGAGGCAUAAUAAAGUUGAUAACUUGGAAGCUGACCAUUCAUCUUAUAAAUGGCUACCAAAUAGCCCAGGUGUUGCAAAAGCUAAAAUGUUUAAAUUAGAUGCUGGGAAAAUGCCAGUAGUUUACCUGGAGCCCUGUGCAGUCACUAAAAGCACAGUAAAAAUUUCUGAAUUGCCUGAUAAUAUGCUCUCCACAUCUCGAAAAGAUAAAUCUAUGUUGGCAGAAUUAGAAUAUUUGCCUGCGUAUAUUGAAAAUUCUGAUGAGACUGGCUUUUGCUUAAGCAAGGAUUCAGAAAAUAGUCUCAGAAAACAUUCAUCAGAUCUCAGAAUGGUACAAAAGUAUACUUUACUUAAAGAGCCUCAUUGGAAAUACCCUGACAUAUUUGACAGCAGUAGCACGGAAAAAACACAUGACAGUUCAAAAGGAUCAACUGAAGACUCAUUUUCAGGAAAAGAGGACUUAGGCAAAAAGCGAACAACGAUGCUUAAAAUGGCAAUACCUUCAAAGACUGUGAAUGCUAGUCAGAGUGCCUCUCCAAAUACUCCUGGGAAAAGAGGAAGGCCGAGAAAGUUGAGACUCUCUAAGGCAGGACGACCACCUAAAAACACAGGGAAAUCUUUAACCGCUUCAAAGAAUAUUCCUGUAGGCCCUGGAAAUACCUUCCCUGAUGUGAAGCCUGAUCUAGAAGAUGUGGAUGGUGUGCUCUUUGUUUCCUUUGAGUCAAAGGAGGCUCUUGAUAUCCAUGCAGUUGAUGGGACAACAGAAGAACCUUCUAGUGUUCAGACUACAACCACAAAUGAUUCAGGUUCCAGAACAAGAAUUUCCCAGUUGGAAAAAGAAUUAAUAGAAGAUUUGAAGUCUUUGAGGCAUAAGCAGGUGAUACAUCCUGCUCUUCAAGAAGUGGGCUUAAAACUGAAUUCAGUGGAUCCAACAAUGAGCAUUGAUCUUAAAUACUUGGGAGUACAACUGCCUUUGGCGCCAGCCACCAGCUUUCCCCUAUGGAAUGUUACAGGAACCAACCCUGCCUCACCUGAUGCUGGAUUUCCUUUUGUUUCUAGGACAGGGAAGACUAAUGACUUUACUAAGAUUAAGGGAUGGAGAGGAAAAUUUCAUAAUGCUUCUGCAUCUAGGAAUGAAGGUGGAAAUUCAGAGACUUCACUGAAAAACCGUUCUGCUUUCUGUAGUGAUAAGCUAGAUGAGUACUUGGAAAAUGAAGGCAAAUUGAUGGAAACAAGCAUGGGUUUCUCUUCAAAUGCUCCCACGGCUCCCACAUCUCCAGUAGUGUACCAGUUACCCACCAAGAGUACCAGCUAUGUUCGAACUCUUGAUAGUGUACUAAAGAAGCAAUCUACCAUUUCCCCUUCUACCUCUCACUCCGUGAAGCCUCAUUCUGUAACCACUGCUUCUCGAAAAACAAAGGCUCAGAACAAACAGACAACAGUCAGUGGCCGAACUAAAUCAUCUUAUAAGUCUAUUUUACCAUACCCUGUUUCACCAAAGCAGAAAAACUCUCAUGUAAGCCCAGGAGAUAAAAUUACCAAGAAUUCCUUAAGUUCGGCUUCAGAUAAUCAGGUGACUAACUUGGUUGUGCCAUCUAUAGAUGAAAGUGCAUUUCCAAAGCAGAUUAGUUUGCGGCAGGCCCAGCAGCAGCACAUUCAGCAGCAGGGAACUCGCCCUCCAGGCUUGUCUAAAUCUCAAGUAAAGCUUAUGGACCUGGAAGACUGUGCACUCUGGGAAGGAAAACCCAGGACCUAUAUUACUGAAGAGCGAGCAGAUGUCUCCUUGACAACUCUGCUUACUGCUCAAGCAUCUCUCAAAACUAAACCUAUCCACACAAUCAUAAGGAAACGAGCUCCUCCAUGCAACAAUGACUUCUGCCGCCUGGGUUGUGUAUGCUCCAGCCUAGCUUUAGAGAAGCGCCAACCUGCUCACUGCCGCCGACCAGACUGCAUGUUUGGUUGCACUUGUUUGAAAAGAAAAGUUGUGUUGGUUAAAGGGGGAUCUAAAACAAAGCAUUUACAUAAGAAGGCUGCUAAUCGGGAUCCAUUAUUUUAUGACACACUGGGAGAAGGAGGAAGGGAAGGAGGAGGAGGAGUCAGAGAAGAUGAGGAACAAUUGAAGGAGAAAAAGAAGAGAAAGAAGCUUGAAUACACCGUGUGUGAGGCAGAACCUGAGCAGCCUGUCCGACAUUACCCACUGUGGGUGAAAGUAGACGGUGAGGUAGAUCCAGAGCCGGUUUAUAUCCCAACCCCUUCUGUCAUUGAACCUAUAAAACCACUGGUGCUGCCUCAGCCGGAUGCAUCUUCUACUACCAUAAAGGGCAAACUAACCCCAGGAAUUAAACCAACUCGAGCAUAUACUCCCAAGCCCAAUCCUGUGAUCCGAGAAGAGGACAAAGAUCCAGUCUAUUUGUACUUUGAAAGUAUGAUGACUUGUGCCCGAGUUCGAGUGUAUGAACGAAAGAAAGAUGAACAGAGACAACUGUCUCCACCCCUGUCUCCAUCCUCAUCAUUUCAACAGCAGAGUUCCUGUUACUCUAGUCCUGAGAACCAUGCUACAAAGGAACUUGAUUCUGAACAGACCUUAAAGCAGCUUAUUUGUGACUUGGAGGAUGAUUCUGAUAAAUCCCAAGAAAAGACUUGGAAAUCCUCUUGCAAUGAAGGAGAGUCCUCUUCUACCUCUUAUGUACAUCAGAGAUCACCUGGUGGUCCCACCAAAUUGAUAGAGAUCAUCUCAGACUGCAACUGGGAAGAAGAUCGAAACAAGAUUUUGAGCAUUUUAUCUCAGCACAUCAAUAGCAACAUGCCACAGUCACUUAAGGUGGGCAGCUUCAUCAUUGAGUUGGCUUCUCAGCGGAAGUGUCGGGGUGAGAAGACCCCUCCUGUUUAUUCUUCCCGUGUGAAAAUCUCUAUGCCAUCAAGUCAAGACCAAGAUGAUAUGGCUGAGAAAUCUGGAUCAGAGACUCCUGAUGGUCCAUUGUCCCCGGGGAAAAUGGAUGAUAUCUCUCCUGUGCAGACAGAUGCCCUGGAUUCAGUGAGGGAGAGAUUACAUGGAGGCAAAGGUCUGCCUUUUUAUGCAGGGCUUUCUCCUUCGGGGAAGCUUGUGGCCUAUAAACGUAAACCCAGUUCAACUACAUCUGGGCUUAUCCAGGUUAAUGGUAAGAGUUACCCGCAGGCUAAGUUGCUAUUGGGACAGAUGGGGGCAUUGCAUCCAGCCAAUAGGCUAGCUGCUUAUAUCACAGGCAGGUUGCGACCCUCAGUCCUGGACCUCUCAACCCUCAGUACUGUCAUCUCCAAGGUAGCAUCCAAUGCCAAGGUGGCUGCAUCCAGGAAACCACGCACCCUGUUGCCUUCAACAUCCAAUUCCAAAAUGGCAUCCUCUGGCCCAACAACAAAUCGCUCUGGGAAGAAUCUGAAGGCAUUUGUUCCAGCAAAAAGGCCAAUUGCAGCUCGGCCCUCUCCUGGUGGUGUGUUCACACAAUUUGUGAUGAGCAAAGUUGGCGCCUUACAGCAGAAGAUACCUGGAGUUCGCACACCUCAACCCCUUACAGGGCCACAGAAGUUCAGUAUCAGGCCAUCUCCAGUAAUGGUCGUCGCACCUGUGGUUUCUUCUGAGCAAGUUCAGGUGUGCAGCACUGUAACUGCUGCUGUCACUACUUCCCCUCAAGUGGUUUUAGAAAAUGUUACUGCUGUGCCGUCUCUGACUGCUAAUUCUGAUAUGGGAGCUAAAGAAGCUACUUAUUCUUCUAGUGCCUCCACUGCUGGGGUUGUUGAGAUCUCUGAAACUAAUAACACUACCCCUGUAACAUCUACCCAGUCUACAGCCACUGUGAACCUUACCAAAACGACUGGGAUAACUACUAGCCCUGUGGCUUCAGUUUCGUUUCCUAAACCAUUGGUAGCAUCUCCAACCAUAACUCUUCCUGUUGCUUCCACUGCCUCUACUUCCAUAGUCAUGGUGACCACAGCUGCAUCUUCCUCCGUGGUAACCACACCUACUUCAUCACUGAGUUCUGUACCUAUUAUACUCUCAGGAAUUAAUGGAAGUCCACCAGUGAGCCAGAGACCAGAAAAUGCCCCUCAAAUUCCAGUGACUACCCCACAGAUCUCUCCUAACAACGUGAAACGUACUGGACCUCGAUUGUUGUUGAUCCCAGUGCAGCAGGGUUCUCCUACGCUUAGACCAAUCCCAAACCCCCAGCUUCAGGGACAGCGGAUGGUCUUACAACCGGUUAGGAGUCCAAGUGGAAUGAACCUAUUCAGGCACCCCAAUGGGCAGAUUGUCCAACUCCUACCUUUACAUCAGAUUCGAGGCUCUAAUACCCAGCCCAGCUUACAGCCUGUGGUGUUUCGAAACCCAGGAUCUGUGGUGGGAAUCCGAUUACCAACUCCUUGCAAAUCUUCGGAGACUCCAUCAUCUUCUUCAUCCUCUGCCUUCUCUGUCAUGAGUCCUGUAAUUCAGGCUGUUGGGUCUUCUCCAACAGUAAAUGUCAUUUCUCAGGCACCUUCAUUGCUUUCCUCUGGAUCUAGUUUUGUCUCUCAGGCUGGUACACUGACUCUGCGGAUUUCUCCUCCUGAAACUCAAAACCUUGCAAGUAAAACAGCCUCUGAAAGCAAAAUAACACCUAGCACUGGAGGACAACCUGUGGGCACUGCUAGCCUCAUUCCUCUGCAGUCAGGUAGCUUUGCCUUGCUGCAGCUCCCAGGACAAAAGCCUGUUCCUAACUCUGUUCUUCAGCAUGUUGCUUCCCUUCAGAUAAAAAAGGAAUCUCAGAAUACAGACCAGAAAGAUGAAUCAAACUCUAUCAAAAGAGAGAAGGAAACUAAGAAAGCUCUAUCAUCAAAAGAUGAAGUUGUAGAUCCUGAGGCUAAUAUAAUGAAGCAGAACUCAGGAAUUAUUGCCUCAGAAGAUACCUUCAAUAAUUCAUUGGAUGAUAGAGGUGAUCUUUUGGAUGAAGAAAGUCUUAGGGAAGAUACCAGACCUUAUGAAUACUCUUAUAGCACUGGGUCUCACACAGAUGAAGACAAAGAUGGUGAUGAAGAAUCUGGGAACAAGAAUGAGAACAGUCCAAAAGAGAAACAGACUGUUCCAGAAGUUAGGGCUGGCUCUGAAAACAUCAAUAUUAUGACACUCCAAAACGUCAGAAAAGUACGCCCUCAAAAGUAUGUUGAGGUGAAGGUUGAACAGCAGCAGGGGUCAGAGAACCCAGAUGAUUUUCUAGUCCUCUCUAAGGAGGAAAGUAAAUUUGAAUUAUCGGGGAGCCAAGUUAAGGAACAGAAAUCUAACUCACAGACAGAGGCCAAGAAGGAUUGUGAGGAUUCUCUGGGCAAGGACAGUCUUAGGGAGAGAUGGAGAAAACACCUGAAGGGCCCCUUAACUCACAAGUACGUUGGAAUUUCACAAGACUUUAAGAAAGAGGCAGACGUUCAGUUGUUUACAGAAAUGAAGCCAUGUCAAGACAAUUCUGAACGGGACAUCUCUGAAUUACUUGGAAAAAGUGGAACUAUUGAGAGUGGUGGAAUUUUUAAAACUGAGGAUGGUUCUUGGAGUGGCAUUUCUAGUUCUGCGGCCUUCUCUAUUAUUCCUAGGAGAGCAACAAAAGGAAGAAGAGGGAGCAGACGUUUUCAGGGUCAUUUCCUGCUCUCAAAAGAACACAUGAAACCAAAGCAACAGGCAAAUGGUGGGAGAAGCAGUGCUGACUUCACAGUUUUGGAUUUGGAAGAUGAGGAUGAGGAAGAUGAGAAUGAGAAAACCGAUGAUUCUAUUGAUGAGAUUGUGGAUGUUGUUUCUGGCUACCAGAGUGAGGAGGUUGAUGUAGAAAAGAACAACUAUGUAGACUACAUUGAGGAUGAUGAGCAGGUGGACGUUGAGACAGUAGAAGAGCUCUCAGAGGAAAUUAACUUCACCUACAAGAAGACCACAGCAGCUCACACACAGUCCUUCAGACAGCAGUGUCAUAGCCUUAUCUCUGCGGAUGAAAAAGCUUCUGAAAAGAGUCGAAAGGUUUCAUUAAUUUCUUCAAAAUUGAAAGAUGAUUGUUGGAGUGAUAAGCCACACAAAGAAACAGAAGCUUUUGCAUAUUACCGGCGGACACACACUGCUAAUGAGCGGCGGCGGCGUGGUGAAAUGAGGGAUCUCUUUGAAAAAUUGAAGAUUACAUUAGGAUUACUUCAUUCUUCCAAAGUUUCCAAAAGUCUCAUUCUUAAUCGGGCAUUCAGUGAAAUUCAAGGACUAACAGACCAGGCAGAUAAAUUGAUAGGGCAGAAAAAUCUCCUGAGUCGAAAACGAAGUAUUUUAAUCCGGAAAGUAUCAUCUCUUUCAGGGAAAACAGAAGAAGUGGUCCUGAAGAAGCUAGAGUAUAUUUAUGCAAAACAACAAGCACUAGAGGCGCAAAAAAGAAAAAAGAAGAUGGGGUCAGAUGAGUUUGGUCUGUCUCCCAGAAUUAGUACACAGCUGGAGGGAUCUUCAUCAUCUGUAGAUCUUGGACAGAUGUUUAUGAGUAAUAGAAGGGGGAAACCUUUGAUUCUUUCCAGAAGAAGAGACCAGGCUACAGAAAAUGCUUCACCUUCUGACACUCCACACUCUUCUGCCAACCUGGUGAUGACACCACAAGGGCAGUUGCUUACCCUAAAAGGCCCCCUAUUCUCAGCACCAGUGGUAGCAGUUUCUCCUGCUCUCUUAGAAGCUGGUCUAAAGCCUCAAGUUGCAAGCAGUACUAUGGCUCAGUCAGAGAACGAUGACUUAUUUAUGAUGCCACGAAUUGUUAAUGUAACAUCAUUGGCUGCAGAGGAAGAUUUGGGAGGUAUGAGUGGCAACAAAUACCUUCAUGAAGUUCCUGAUGGCAAACCAGCACUUGACCACCUGAGAGACGUUUCUGGGAAUGAAGCUAGCUCCUUAAAGGAUACAGAGAGAAUCUCUUCCAGGGGAAACCAUAGAGACAGCAGAAUGGCACUGGGUCCAACACAAGUGUUUUUGGCAAAUAAAGAUUCUGGAUUUCCACAUGUACCUGAUGUUUCUACUAUGCAGGCAGCACAGGAGUUUAUACCUAAAAAAAUGUCUGGUGAUCUGAGAGGGCAUCGGCAUAAAUGGAAGGAGUGUGAGUUGAGAGGAGAGAGACUGAAGUCAAAGGAGUCUCAGUUUCAUAAAUUAAAGAUGAAGGAUCUCAAGGACUCAAGCAUAGAGAUGGAACUGAGAAAAGUAGCCUCAGCUAUUGAGGAAGCAGCACUUGAUCCCAGUGAGCUGCUGACUAACAUGGAGGAUGAGGACGACACUGACGAGACGCUGACUUCACUGCUCAACGAAAUUGCUUUUCUUAAUCAACAACUAAAUGAUGACUCUGGCCUGGCUGAACUCUCUGGUUCUUUGGAUACAGAAUUCCCAGGGGAUGCUCAGCAAGCUUUUAUCAGUAAACUUGCUCCUGGGAACAGAUCAGCUUUCCAAGUUGGACACUUGGGAACAGGUGUGAAAGAGUUGCCUGAUGUCCAAGAGGAAAGUGAAUCCAUCAGCCCUCUCCUCUUGCACUUGGAAGAUGAUGACUUUUCUGAGAACGAAAAACAGCUUGGGGACACAGCCUCUGAGCCAGAUGUCCUUAAGAUUGUUAUUGACUCUGAGAUAAAGGAUUCUCUUGUUUCCCAUAGGAAAUCUAGUGAUGGAGGGCAGAGUACUUCUGGUCUCCCUGCAGAGCCUGAAAGCGUAUCUUCACCUCCCAUCCUGCACAUGAAGACUGGCCCGGAGAACAGCAGUACAGACACUUUGUGGAGGCCUAUGCCAAAGUUGGCCCCUUUAGGUUUAAAAGUAGCUAAUCCCCCCAGUGAUGCUGAUGGUCAGAGUCUCAAGGUGAUGCCUGCCUUGGCACCUAUAGCUGCCAAAGUUGGGUCAGUUGGACACAAAAUGAACACAACAGGAAGUGACCAGGAAGGCCGGGGGAGCAAGAUGAUGCCUACAUUGGCACCUGUUGUAACUAAAUUGGGCAACUCUGGGGUUCCAUCAAGCUCAUCAGGGAAAUGAACUUGUUCAUCCUCAUGCAGAAGCCAGGCUAUGAGGGGAAAUUGAAUUUCACCUCCUUUCUCUGUAGGCAUCUGUUUGUUUGUUUGUUUGUUUGUUUGUAUUAUGGAACUAUUAUCCUUGACUUAAUUAUGUGUGGCUAUUAAUGGAGAAAGGGGGAUGUAGGGUGCUGGUCCUGGUGUUUGAAAUUCUGAUCAUGUUAAAAAUGUGUUACCUCACUUGUGGUGCUGGGUUCCCUCAUCUUCUCUAAGAAGGUGUGAUUCCCUCUUGCCCAAGGAAUUCAUAACAAGAUUCUGGCUCCAUCAACUACCUUAUUUUUUCCCCUGAGAAAAUGCUUGAGACUUGGAAUUACUAUGGACUAAACUAUAAUUGAUAGUUUUUGGCUCUAAAAUCUGAGAAUUGUGAUGCAGUUGUGUGAAGGGACCUAGAAAAAACUUUUAGUUAUUAUUUUGAUAGUAGAGCAUGAUAGAGCUGGGAAUGGUAGUGCACACUUGUAAUUCCAGCUCUUAGAAGACUAAAGCAGAAGGAUUGCAAGUUUGUGUCUACUUGAUCUGUAACAAACACACACACACACACACAAAAUUGUGGAGGGAGAAGGAAGGGAGAAUGUUACAGUAGAUAGGAUGAAUACUAUAGAAUACCAAAGUGGAGGGAUUUGUCAUUCAGCAGACUGUUGUUUCAUAUCCAGAAUAGCUGUUCCCUUUCAGUCAUAAUUAAAAGCUUAAACUUUCUGGUAAAGUAGGAAUAUACGUUUUACUUUUACUAUUAACAUACUUAUUUUUAGAGACUAAAAAAGAGAUACGUGUCCCUUAUUUCUUUUGUGGUAUUACAAAGAUUCAUUCAUAGUGCCAGGGAUUUCUACUCAUUUGUUUUUUGGAGGUAGACAUAGAGGCAGCCAUUUUCUUUCCUAAAUCAUGUAACUCAAGAAACAGCUAAAAUGAAAAGCAGUUUCUCCCCUAACCAGAGACUAGCCAAAAUAAAAAUUUGUGAGGCUGGAUUAUUACCCAAAUGAAACCAGCCUCUAGGUGCUUGAAGGUUUUGUUCACUGUCACCUGCACAGGAUGUAAAGAAAAGGCGAGUCAGAGUGAGCAAUCUUUACCAGGGAAGUAAAGCAGUAUUUGAGUCACAGAAUAUAUUUUUUAUCUGCUACCAUGGCAUCAAUGAUCUGUAGAGCUUUUUCACUCAUUAACUGUCAGGGUAUGAAGGACUGACAACCUGUAAAGAUGAAGAUAUUUAUAUUUUUGUAUAGUUGUUUUCAUAGAUUUCUCAAAGGAUGAAGUUUUCGAUCUAGAAGAGAUUUGUAUUGAGUAUAGAAAUGUUUCCUAUAUAGUUUGUAAAUAAUCAUGGUGCAUUUGAGGGGUCUCUCGGGAACUCCUGGGGCAAGAAUCACUGUUCUGAAAAUGUAUAGACUGAGAUUUAGCUGCUGCAUUUUGCCUUUCUUAAAUAAUUAUAUUUUGGAAUGUAACCCGUUCUGUCUGCAAUGACAGGAUUUGCUUGUGUUGUAAAACACUUUAACACAAGUGCUUCCGGUGCCUGGGCUGUGCCUGGGUGAUUGUAUUUCUUUUACACUACUGCGUCUUUACCCUAAGUCCCACUCUGUAUCUUCAGACCUAGGUUGUGAGACCAACUUUGGAAUGAAUCUAGCCAGUGAAUUACUUCCAUGUUUGAUUCCCUUUUUACAUUAACUCUGAUAAUCAUCAGAUUGGAAUGAUGAAAAACUUUACACUGCAGAAUGCAGUGGUAGGAAAUUCUUCAUUGGUUUUGUGCUGCUUGCUCUAGAAAGGUCAUCAGCACUUAACCUUCCCUGUUUACUAUAGAAGCCUGAUAGAGUGAAAACAGUAUUCCUCAGCUUCUCCUUUGUCCUCUGUCCUUUACCCAACUGAUUUUAUCCAAUGCCUUAGCCAAGGAAUGCAGCACCUGUCGCCCUUGCUAAUAGCUGUCCUCAGAGACGCUAGUUCUUUAGCCCAGGUAUAGCAGUUUCCAGUGGUUUUAUUGCCUGUUUCUUUCCCGUGUUUCCUUCUGGCUUCCUAGAGCCCUUUUGGGUUUUGAGAGUCAGACAAGAAACACGACAAGGGAGUGAAUAAUCCUCAGGAAAAAAAAAAAGACCAUUGUAGCUUAUGAAUUCUCUCUCUCUCUCUCUCUCUCUCUCUCUCUCUCUCUCUCCCUCCCCCUCUCUCUCUCCCCCUCUCUCUCUCCCUCCCUCCCUCCCUCUCCCUCUCCCUCUCCCUCCUUUCUUUUUCUUUUUCUUUUCUUUUUUUUUUUUUAAUUUGAAAAAGCAUAGACAAAACAGGUCAGGAUUUAUUCUUGAUUGGAAGAUCCUCGGUUGUGUUUAUGAAAGAUGUACAAGGAUAGAGAUGAAGUUUGGUUCUAGGUGUUCAGGGAAAGCUGCAGGUGUCAUUACAACCCCCCACAAUACAUUGUUCUUAAGACAGAUUUAGGAGCUAUCAGGGCUAGUUUGAGGAGGGUUUAGUCUUUAGAACAAUCUUGUAGCCUUGACAGAAAUCCAAAAUCUCCCCCAAACUCUUACCCUUUAACCUUACAUUAGGAGAAACUGAUCUAUUAAAAUUACAUGUAUGAGUACGAAAAGCGAAGUUAAGUGAGAACAUUGGAAGAACCUGGAAAAAAGCUCCCACCCUAACUAAGAAGCAUGAUCUCAGUAGACCAAUAACUCGCCUUUUUAUACACCUGUAAAUAAAUGGAAUGUUUUUAAGAAUAUAAUUAUGUCAGAUUUAGCAUUUUCUUUUAUAUAUUAAAUAUAUAUCUUUCAUUUCUGCUUUUGAAAGUGAUUAUUUUUUUAGAUAUAACAAGUUUGGCAGUUGAAAGGCAAGACAUGUGAACCUGAAAUAAACCAGUUAUACUAAUUAAAGCAGAA